AUGAGAGACGAGGCCCCGCUCCAUCACCCGGCGCUUGACGAUGAGCGGAUCCAGCGUGCCGCCGUCGAGAUCUUCGGCUUGGUCGAGCAGAUAUGCGAGGAAGCCACGAGUGCCGGCAGGUUGCGCUUGGACACGGCCGCCGACUCAUCAGCGUCGCGCGACCCAUGUCUGAAGCCGAGCGGCGGUGGUGCCCGGCGCAAGCUGUCUUGGGCCAUGGGGGGCAGAUGGAGGCGCACGGAAAAGCUUGAGCUGUUCAAGGAGCUGGUGCAGACGCUGUACAACCUCGUGCCGCCAGACGACUACGACGCAGGCCGGCCAGUCGCCAGCGCCUGGUCAACCGAGUUUGGCCGGAUCAUGUCCCGUCUGGAGGCCUGGGCCCGCCAAGACGUCCACGCGUGGCUGCGUCACAUCCCGGGCGAACGAUAUCAUGACUCGUUACAGCGACGCCUGGAUGGCACCUGCGCCCCAGCAUCCCUAUGGCUUCAUGGACCUGCCGGCUUUGGCAAGACGAUCAUGUGCGCCAACAUGAUCCAACACCUCACUGCUACGCUCGCCACUCCCACGGCACACUUCUUCUUCUCGUCAGACGCAUCCAGCAGCCGCGACGACCCAUUUCUUGCCAUGCGAUCUUGGGUCUCUCAAGUUAUCUCGACCCACGAUGGGGCGUUCCAGCUGGCCCUGUGCUUGCUGAAGAACGGGAGGAACGACUCCCCUCAGCUUAGCAUCAAGCAGCAAAACAUCGAGGCAGUCAAGAUAUUGCUCCAGAAACAACGCCAGUGCCCUGAUGGCGAGCAGAGUAGACGCGUCUACGCUCUACCAAGCGUCAAGCUUCUUCUUGACAACCAUGCCGUCGCCACAAUCAACGACGCAACCACAGAGGAAGUCACUCCUCUUCACGUGGCGUGCAUGAACGGACACGCAGAUAUCGUGCGACUGCUGCUGCGCCAUGGAGCGGAUUCCUCCAGAAGAUGUAGCACACACCUGACGGCAUUCGGGCUGGCGGUGUACAACGGUUCCGCGGAGAUUGUUCGCAUGUUUCUCGAGUUUGGUGCCAGCGCGGAAGGCUCUGAUGAUGACGACUUCUUUCCUGUGCAUCUGGCUGCGCAAGCUGGCCACCUCGACUUGCUCCACCUGCUCAUCAGUCACGGGGCUGAUGUUUCUGCGAGGUCCAAGACAGGGCGAACGACUCUCUACUUGGCAGCCGCGGGCGGAGAGAUGGCCGUCGUCAAGACUCUGAUCGAGAUGGGUGUCGACGUGAACGCCCGAGACCAGUUUGGGCACACAGCCCUCGUGGCAUCGGCCGACAUUGGUCACUUGGAAACAGUGACGUAUCUGCUUGCGCACGGCGCCUGCUGUCAUGCUGUCAGUAAAAGAGGGGGCACGGCAUUGUCGGCGGCGGUGCGUUCGAAUAAUGCCAGCGUCGUAAGGGCGAUACUCCAGCACGGCAGCCCAUCUUCCUCGAGCGAGCGUCACGGGUGCCGUCAUGGAGAAAAGUCGGCAUCGGAUCAAGAUGUCGACGGGCUACACGGCACUUCGGACAUGCUCGUACUCGAACCGGCCCAGAUGAUCAACACCAUGAACACACACCAUGGCCGUGGCAACGCACCAGUUCAUCUCGCGGCGCACCACAACAGCUUGGAACUAUUCGAGCUAUUGCUGGAUCACGGAGCGGACAGAAUGCAAGCCGACGGAAUAACCGCCUUACAUACGAUUGUCCAGUUGAACUACCUGGACCUUGCCAAGUCUUUGUUGCGGCGUGGAGUCCAUGUUGAUGGUGGCAGGGUGCACAAGGCCAUUCAUUAUGCAGUAAUGGAAGGUCGAACAGAGAUGGUCAAGCUACUGCUCGACUCCGGGGUCAGCAUCGAAAGUACCGACGCAUUAGGAAACACGGCUCUGAGCUGGGCAGCAAAGAACGGCAAUCUGGACUUGAUUCGACUCCUUCUCGACCACGGAGUCGAUCACGCAGCCGCCAACGUGAACGGAACGACUGCGUUGCAUACCGUGUCGCAGAAUGGCCAUACAAAUUGUAUUGGGCUUCUCCUGGAUCACGGUGCGAAUCCCACAGCCGCCGAUUCUAUCGGAGUCACCCCGCUGCACUACGCGUCUAGGCACGGUCACCCAGACGCCGUCAGGUUGCUCCUGGAUGCCGGGGCUGCCGUCGAUGCCACCGGGACGGACGAAUGUCCCCAGACGCCACUGCAUACGGCGGUCAUCGCGGGCCGGGUCGACAUUGUGAAACUGCUUCUCGACAGAGGAGCGGAUGUCACGAGACGCCACGCCGAAGGGCCGUUGCCGUUGUACUCGGCAGCCUCGCAUGGCCAUCUCGAAGUGGCGCGGGCUCUGCUCGACGCGGGGGCGCAUGUCGGUGCUGCUGGAGGCCAUUCAGCGGCAGGCUGGCCCGCUCUUCUCGCUGCGGUGCAUUUCGAUCAUGAGGCCGUCGCGCGGCUGCUUCUCGAACGCGGCCUGGCGUAUUGCGACAGCUGCUUGCGAGACGUGCCUGACGGUUCGGGUGAAGAGUGCGCGCGCUGCGGCCAUGUUUUGUUUUAUCUGUGCGCCGAGUGCUUUGGAAGGGGUUGCGGAUGUAGACCCGAAGCACGAGUUUUGGCCUCCGACUCGGCGAAAAACAGAGGGCUUACGGAGGCUAUAGCAGGAAAGGGAGGUAUUAGGACCUCGCAGGCUUUAGGCGAAGAAACACUGCCAGAGGGUUGA
Molecule: messenger RNA, 2709 nt
Organism: Verticillium dahliae VdLs.17
Lineage: Eukaryota; Fungi; Ascomycota; Sordariomycetes; Glomerellales; Plectosphaerellaceae
Product: ankyrin-1
Exons: 4
Coding region: 1-2709 (902 amino acids)
Molecular function (GO): protein binding
Source: RefSeq, a predicted model, not a curated record